This is a messenger RNA of Botrytis deweyae, 1590 nucleotides long. RefSeq lists its product as uncharacterized. The transcript is spliced from 5 exons. The record is from RefSeq and is a predicted model, not a curated record. Bases 1 to 1443 code for a protein of 480 amino acids. Gene Ontology annotation, cellular component: mitochondrion. Gene Ontology annotation, molecular function: metalloendopeptidase activity; metal ion binding. Lineage: Eukaryota; Fungi; Ascomycota; Leotiomycetes; Helotiales; Sclerotiniaceae.
AUGGCGUCUCGGCGGUUAGCAUUAAACCUUACAAAAGGACUGCGCACCCGCGCUGCUCCAAAUGUCGUAUCUGGACUGAGAAGAGGAUUCGCGACUCCAGUCACAAAAAAUGGCGUCAAGACAGAGACCACAACUCUUUCAAACGGUCUAACGAUCGCUACAGAACACUCGCCAUGGGCACAAACCUCGACAGUUGGUGUAUGGAUCGAUGCCGGUUCUCGGGCAGAAACCGACAAGACCAAUGGCACUGCUCAUUUCCUGGAACAUCUUGCCUUCAAGGGAACCAGCAACCGAACGCAGCAUCAAUUGGAGUUGGAAAUUGAGAACAUGGGUGGUCACUUGAAUGCCUACACUUCCCGUGAAAACACAGUUUACUACGCCAAGGCUUUCAACUCUGACGUACCAGCAACUGUCAACAUUCUCUCUGAUAUUCUCCAAAAUUCCAAACUCGAACCCUCGGCGAUCAACAGAGAGCGUGAUGUUAUUUUGAGAGAAUCCGAGGAGGUUGAUAAGCAAUUGGAGGAAGUCGUUUUCGAUCAUUUACACGCAACUGCUUUCCAAGGACAACCUUUAGGACGUACCAUUUUGGGACCCGCUCAAAACAUCCAAUCCAUUCAAAGAGAGGACUUGACCAACUAUAUUAAGACAAACUACACUGCUGAUCGUAUGGUUCUUGUUGGUGCCGGAGGUGUUCCCCACCAGCAACUCGUUGAACUCGCUGAGAAGCACUUCGCUGGUCUUGCAUCUCAACCACAUUCCAGCGCUGCUCUCGCCAUUGCCAACGCUCAAAAGCAAAAGCCAGAAUUUAUUGGUUCUGAGGUCAGAGUUCGUGACGACACCAUCCCAACUGCCAACAUUGCCAUCGCUGUCGAGGGUGUCAGCUGGAAAGAUGAUGAUUACUUUACUGCUUUGGUUACCCAAGCUAUCGUCGGUAACUGGGACAAAGCUAUGGGCAACGCUCCUCACAUGGGUAGCAAGCUCAGUGGUUUCGUCCACAAGAACGACUUGGCCAACAGCUUUAUGAGUUUCUCAACAAGUUACAGCGACACUGGACUCUGGGGUAUCUAUCUUGUCACCGACAAGACCACCCGUAUUGACGAUUUAGUUCACUUUACUCUCCGUGAAUGGUCUCGUCUAUCAUAUAACGUUACCGAGGCCGAAGUUGAGCGUGCCAAGGCUCAACUCAAGGCAUCCAUUCUUCUUUCCUUAGACGGCACCACUGCCGUCGCUGAAGAUAUUGGAAGACAAAUCAUCACCACUGGCCGUCGUAUGGGACCAGAGGAGAUUGAGCGUGUUAUUGGGGCCAUUAGCGAAAAGGAUGUUAUGAGCUUUGCGCAAAGAAAGUUGUGGGAUCAAGAUAUUGCAAUUAGUGCUGUUGGUUCGAUUGAAGGUCUCCUCGAUUACCAACGUAUAAGAAACGAUAUGAGCAGAAUGGCAUCAUAGAUAGGAAUUUAGAGGGGUUUGGGGCAUGAGCGUGUAUGAUGCGGGGCUUGUUUGUACACAUAGAUCCUCAAUAAAAUUUGUUCAUUUUGUUCACAGCCGACCUCUGAGACAUGGGGAACUUGAACGUCAUUAUUGUGAAUUCAAGAU